Homarus americanus (American lobster) is the source of this 1862-nucleotide messenger RNA. RefSeq names its product lysozyme-like. Gene Ontology annotation, molecular function: lysozyme activity. The coding region runs from base 218 to 694 and encodes 158 amino acids. Lineage: Eukaryota; Metazoa; Arthropoda; Malacostraca; Decapoda; Nephropidae. The record is from RefSeq and is a predicted model, not a curated record. The transcript has 5 exons.
CGGCCGCCUCCAGUCAGAUCCUCACAGCCGUCGCGUUUAGACUCUUGAUCCCUCAUCCUUCUGUCCUCUGCUUGUCAUCCCAGGCCAAUUGGACCGAGACUCGGCCCUCCAACAGCCACCUCCUAAGUCAGUCUACACAGCAUCUCACCGGCUGCAGGACCCGCUUGAGAUAUAUCUCAGAGGCAGUGGGAGACGAAGAGAGAUCACAGAAGACAACAUGUCACUGGUGAAGACGGCACUUCUUGGCCUGACUGCUGCCAUCAUGGUCAUCAUGGUUUGCAGUCAGGCGGCGGAAAAUGUGGUCUCUUCCAACUGUAUGGGUUGCUUGUGCGAGGCGUCGACGAGGUGUAAUGCCUCUGCGGGCUGUACCACCCCUUACCCUGGAGGCUACUUCUGCGGCGCCUUCCUCCUUUCCUGGGCCUUCUGGGCUGAUGCUGGCAAACCCGUGAUCAAAAACGAUGACCCUGAAAAAAAAGGCGCAUUUGAGAACUGUGCCUUCGACCUCCCCUGCGCCGCCAAAGCAGUCCGCCAGUACAUGAAGAAGUUCUCUGCCGACUGUAACGGUGACGGCGAAGUGACCUGCAUCGACUUUGUAAGGAUACACAAGUAUGGUGUGAGCGGCUGCAGGUCUCCACUAGUCGGCGCCUUCAAAACACAAUAUGAAGAAUGCACUACUCGUCUCGGCUUCAUUUAGGAGUGCAGGGCGUGAACAAUGACUGCAACGGGGAUGGCAAGGUGGAUUGUGUUGACUUCGCCUUCAUGCAUAUGCUGGGUGGCUUUGGCUGUCAUGACUCCUCCCUCCUUACUACUGAUUUCUACAAGAGAUUCGAUACUUGUUGGAAAGUGGUUCAAGCAGCAACUGUAGGUGGCGGAUCUUCGUAGAUUUGGUUUUGUUUAAUUUUCAUCCCUUUAUCUUGGAGACCAUAUUGUGUUAUUGAUCAAACCAGUUGAUACUACAGCCUAAUACAGUUAUAGAGUACAGUACAGUAUUACUAGGUGACAAAUGAUGGAAAAACUGGAGUUGGAAACUGGAGACCUUAGUUACUGAAGCAUAUUAGUACAUUUCAACAAUAGUUUAUUUUGUACGUUUAAAACUUACGUAACUUAGAAGGGUUAAGACCGCAAGAUCUAAAGCAGCAGUGAGGAGAGUACAAAUUAUUCUUUAACCAGCGGAUACCCGAUACACCAAGGUGAAGCACAGUAUUCUUAUGGCUGGUCAACAUAGGAACAUUUAUGGUCUCCAGGUUUCUAGUGAUCAUUUAAGUCUGACAACCACUCGUCUCAUCCAGUAAUUUAUUCACAGUUGUAGGUAAACCUUUAUGAGAUAUGUGCAUUUAUUUCACUAUACAUUCUAUGAUUGAGUUCCAUUUUAAAGUUGCAUAUUAACGUGCAAGAAUUUUCUGAGCAUUGGAGGAGUCUGAAUAAUGUAUUAUCAGAAUUUCAUGUUGUGUGACAAGGUUGAGGACGCCGGUGUUAUACUUUAUUUGAGUUAUUCAUGAAUAUUUAGACGAAACUUUCGUUUAUUGAAAAAAGGCUUUGGUGUGUAACUUGUAAACUGUAGAUCCUUGUGUUGAAUAUGUUCUGUAAGACUUUGGGAACCUUGUUUACCUUUCAAGAUUUAUGGAUGCUCAUUGACUCUACAAAAACCACAGUGCCUCAGGUUUAGUUUAGUUAUUAUAUUGUUGUUAGCUUUGAUGCAAAACCUAGAUAACUACAGUAUCCUGCUAUAGUACAGUUCAAGUUUGUUUUGGCCUUUAUUUCUAUGUUCAAGCAUUAAUGUCUUUAUUGUCUGCAGUUGAUCAUGAAGGAUACAUCCCUACUACUGUCAGGUAUUUUCACUUAAUAAACAUAUUUAACGAUAA